Molecule: messenger RNA, 899 nt
Organism: Corythoichthys intestinalis (scribbled pipefish)
Lineage: Eukaryota; Metazoa; Chordata; Actinopteri; Syngnathiformes; Syngnathidae
Gene: guca1aa
Product: guanylate cyclase activator 1Aa
Exons: 4
Coding region: 80-649 (189 amino acids)
Molecular function (GO): calcium sensitive guanylate cyclase activator activity; calcium ion binding
Source: RefSeq, a predicted model, not a curated record
AGUGGUUCCCGCCCUUCUUCACCGGCUGUUGUGCGACUGUCAAGCGGCGCUUACAGUUAAGACCGGUCGGUCGGGCAUCAUGGGCAACUCGACGGGCUGCACGGUGGAUGACCUGCAAGCGGUCGAGAUGCACUUGUGGUACAAAAAGUUUAUGACGGAAUGCCCGUCGGGGCAGCUCACCCUGCACGAGUUCAAGCAGUUCUUCGGUCUGAAAGGCCUGGACUCGGAGGCGAACGCGUACGUCGAGCAGAUGUUCCGCACUUUUGACAUGAACAAGGACGGCUACAUCGACUUCAUGGAGUACGUGGCGGCGCUCAGCCUGGUGAUGCGCGGCAAAAUGGAGCACAAGCUACGCUGGUAUUUCAAGCUCUACGACGUGGACGGCAACGGUUGCAUCGACCGACACGAGCUGCUCAACAUCAUCAAGGCUAUUCGCGCUAUUAACGGUAACGACAACCAGGAGGUGACGGCGGAGGACUUCACCAACAGCGUCUUCAACAGGAUCGACAUCAACGGCGACGGCGAGCUGUCACUCGAAGAGUUCGUGGCGGGCGCGCGUACCGACGAAGACUUCAUGGAAGUGAUGAUGAAGAGUCUGGACCUGACGCACAUCGUGGCCAUGAUUCACAGCAGGCGGCACAGCGUUUAGCAAAGUUUAUUCAUGGCGUCAAUAUUUUGGAAAUCAAGUUGCGCUCAAACUGAAUUCAGUCAGAAACGAGGAAUUCAGUGAAUACAGUUGACUUGUUUGAAUGUGUUUUUGUCAUAUUUUUACUGUUAUUUUACAAGAUGGUGAAUGAGCUUCUGCCAGGAACUCAAAUUACAAAAGUAGAUCAGCAGCAUUCGACUAGUGCCUUUUUGGUCGGAUUGUUUGUAUAAUAAAGUCAUGUCACAUGCGGGGA